Messenger RNA from Misgurnus anguillicaudatus (oriental weatherfish), 1847 nucleotides. The record is from RefSeq and is a predicted model, not a curated record. Lineage: Eukaryota; Metazoa; Chordata; Actinopteri; Cypriniformes; Cobitidae.
UGUAUUGAGCAAUUAUGCCUGAGCCAGCGAAGUCCGCACCUAAGAAGGGAUCCAAGAAGGCCGUUACUAAAACCGCCGUGAAGGGCGGUAAGAAGCGCAAGAGGUCCAGGAAGGAGAGCUAUAGAGGGUUUUCACGACGCGUCAUCAUUACCGGAAGUCGCCAUCUUGGAGGCACUCCGCAUCAUAACAAAGCACAGACACAUAAGGAUAUUACGAACGUCUUCAAGGAAAAUGGUCAAUUAUUGCCGUGUUUCAGGUUGUACCAAUAGGACAGAUCGAGAAAAACAUUUGCAAUAUUAUCGACUUCCAAAAGUUAUUAAAAACCAGGGAGAGGAAUGCCAGAAAUUAUCAGAGGAAAGGAGGCGCUUGUGGUUAGCAAAGCUCAACCAAGAUCUACGAGGGAAAAAUCUGGACAACAUCCGAAUUUGUUCGGCACAUUUCUUGUCAGGUAAAAAGUCUGACCUAUACCAAAAGGAUGACCCAGAUUGGGUGCCAUCUGUUGGACUGACAGGUCGGCAAGGAGGUUCACCUCAGUCAACCAAAGAAACAGGGAACUCACGCUACAAGCGUCGCAUGAACCGAACCCAGCAGAGACUGAAGGCUGAAGCUGCUGAAGCUGCUGCCGCCGCUGCUGCUGCAGAGACUGAUGAUGACCCCACUACAACUGAUUAUGUCAUUGAUAAUUUUUGCUGCACAGGGACUCAAACUGAAUUGACUGGUGAUGACAUUGAGGCUAUGACCACUGAACUUCAAAGUCUUAGAACCGAAAACAUUCAAUUAAGCUCUGUUGUUGCACAUGUGUCCACUUCCUAUGACCAAAGUGCCUUUGUUGAUAAGGAUGAAAAGGUUUUAUUUUUCACUGGCCUACCUACAUACCAGCUACUGUUAGUACUCUUCACAUUCCUUAGUCCCCACCUCCCUGUGAGGAAGUCACUUGAUAAGUUUAAGCAGUUGAUGCUGACAUUGAUGCGUCUUAGGCUCAAUGUUUCCACAACCUUCCUGUCAUAUGCAUUCAAUGUGUCAAUAGCCACUGCUUCAAGGAUAGUCACUGAUGUCAUUGAUGUCAUGUUUAUUCGUAUGAAGCCACUUAUCAUAUGGCCAGAAAGAGAUCAAUUGCAAAAAACCAUGCCAAUGCAAUUCAGGAAACAUUUUGGGAAAAAAUGUGCUGUUAUUAUUGAUUGUUUUGAGGUUUUUAUAGAACGUCCUUCUAACCUUAAAGCAAGAGCAGAAACAUGGUCUUCAUACAAGCACCAUAACACAGUUAAAUUUUUGAUUGGUAUUACACCCCAGGGCACAGUCUCCUACAUUUCAAAUGCAUGGGGAGGGAGAGCAAGUGACAAAUACAUAACUGAAAACUGUGGUUUUUUGGACAAAAUACUUCCUGGUGAUCUAGUUCUUGCUGACCGUGGCUUUAAUAUCCAGGCCACUUUAGGUUGUAGAAUGGCUCAUGUACAAAUUCCAGCCUUCACUCGUGGAAAGUCACAGUUAGCUCCUGUUGACUUAGAAACCACAAGGAAAAUUGCCCACGUCAGGAUUCAUGUAGAACGUGUGAUUGGUUGUGUGCGCCAGAAAUAUACUAUUUUGGGCGGAAUAUUGCCAAUUGAUUUCUUGAUGUGCAAAGAUAGUGAUGGGUAUUGUACCAUAGAUAAGAUUGGACUUGUCUGUUGUGCUCUGGUGAAUUUUUGUCCAUCAGUAGUUGAUUUUGACUGAAGUAUAUUUUUAUAUGCACUUUGCCAAUAAAAAUAUAAAUUACUCCAUUGUCUGGACUUGUCUAUAUAGCCGAAAAUGAUCUAUAAAUUGUUCAUUUACAGUUAUAAAGUCAUUGUUAUUCUUUUGUUGUUGAUGAA